AUGUUAAAGUUUGAAAUAGUUUCUUCGCGGACUGUGGAGGCCGUUGAAAAGGAGAAAAAGUUUGUGGCAUAUAUGUUGCAAGUAAGACAGGAUUCUACUGAGUCCCGAGUAUUUGAUCCUGACCCAGCAAAUGUCGAAAGGAGAUAUACACAUUUUUUAGAUUUGUAUAAUGGACUAAAAAAGGAGCACCCGUCACUAAUCAAUAACAUUUCAUUUCCGCGGAAGAUAGUAGUAGGCAACUUUGAUCCAAAUUUAAUAUCAACACGUUGUUCUGCAUUUGAGUCAUUAUUAAAUUUAAUAGCAAAUGAGUCACGUCUCAGGGAUGCCCCAGCAGCUAUCGCAUUUUUUCAGAAUGCUGAACUAAAAGACGCUAGGAAAUUAAUUGACGAAGGAAAAUUUGACCAAGCACUUUCUAUUUUGGAAACCAGCUUUAAAUUAUUAAAUAAGGUUUAUACAGACAGAUCACGAGUUGUGCUAAGUGUUCUAUGUAGAAUUGUGGCAUGUGCAGGUUCCAGUGGUGGAGCCCUAGCUGGCCCUGUUGAGAAAUGGGCACAGCUUGCUUUAAGACGCUAUGAAGCCGUUAGUGACUCUGAUUUGUUACUUAUCUACAUUCCACUGCUUCAUACUUGCAUCUCUAUUUGGGAAACAUUAGGCCGUGAUAAAUCACAACUAGUAGAGGAAUUGAACUCACUACGCAAAAAGGGAAUGAAAGUGGACUCUGUACCAAGCCUGAUGGAAGCUGUAGACAAUUUGGACACCACCAUA
Molecule: messenger RNA, 765 nt
Organism: Brenthis ino (lesser marbled fritillary)
Lineage: Eukaryota; Metazoa; Arthropoda; Insecta; Lepidoptera; Nymphalidae
Source: the annotation of a GenBank genome assembly